GAGGAACAGGAGUUUUUGUGAAUCACACAAGAAUAACGGGAGAGAAAGGAAGAAGAUUCGGAUCAUGGAGGUUCGCGCCCGCGCGCCUGGCAAGAUCAUCCUCGCCGGCGAGCACGCCGUCGUCCAUGGCUCCGCCGCCGUCGCCGCCGCCAUCGAUCUCUACACGCACUCUUCGCUCCAACUCCACCCCGCAGGGGAGGGCGGCGCCGGCGAGGUGGUGGUGGACCUGAGGGACUUGGACCUCUCCUUCUCCUGGCCAUGCUCGCGCCUUCGCGAGGCGCUGGGGGAGAGCUGCCGCAAGGCGGAGCUGCAGGCUCCGAGGCCGUGCUCCUCGGAAGAGCUGGCUUCCAUUGCCAAGCUCGUGGAGCUACAUGAGCUCCCCGAGGCCAAGAUCUGGCUCUCGGCCGGCCUCUCCGCCUGUCUCUUCCUCUACACCUCAAUCUUGGGGUGUAGGCCUGGGAAGGUCGUGGUCACCUCAGACCUGCCAAUGGGCGCGGGGCUUGGGUCAUCGGCGGCGUUCUCGGUGUCGCUGUCUGGGGCGCUGUUGACGGCGGCAGGUGCGAUUUGUGCAGAAGGCGCCAACUGCGGAACAGAGUGGGAGUCAUUCGGAAAAGAUGAUCUUGAGCUGGUUAACCUGUGGGCGUUCCAGGGGGAAAAGAUUAUUCAUGGCAAACCUUCUGGCAUCGAUAAUGCCGUCAGCACUUACGGAAGCAUGAUCAAAUUCAAGAAGGGGGGAUUGACAAAUCUUAAAUCUGGGAACCCAGUCAAAAUGCUCAUUACUGAUACAAGGGUUGGUAGGAACACAAAGGCUCUGGUAGCUGGUGUGUCUGAAAGAGCAUCUAGGCAUCCCGAUACUAUGGCUUCUGUCUUCAAUGCAGUGAACUCUAUUAGUGAAGAGCUUUCAAGCAUUGUAGAGUUAGCAGCUAAUGAUGAGAUAGCCAUCACCUCAAAGGAGGAAAAGUUAGCAGAACUCAUGGAGAUGAACCAAGGUUUGCUCAAGUGUAUGGGAGUCAGUCAUUCUUCUAUCGAAACUGUGCUGCGAGCAACAUUGAAAUAUAACUUGGUCUCGAAGCUGACCGGAGCUGGUGGUGGGGGCUGUGUUUUGACUUUGAUACCAAAUAUAUUGUCCAACUUAGUUUUGGAGAAAGUCACUGCAGAGCUAGAAUUGCACGGUUUUCGCUGCUUUAAAGUUCAAGUUGGCGGACAAGGUUUUCAAUUGUGCCGAGGAUAAAGAUCCUGUUUCGGUGGAGAUGUUGUACAAUACUCUUAGGUUUGUUAACCUUUUGAGAUCACAGCAUUCUUAUUUUAUGCCUAGCAGAUCACCUGUAUCCAAUAAUAAGCCUUCUGCUGCUUGGUUUCUGUACCAAAUAAAACUUUUGUAAUUAAAUGCGGUAGUGAUUUUGCGAUCAUACCAGGCAUCUUUGUACCAAACAUGAGCUUCUGUUUGAAGUUCAGUUGUGAUUUAAGAAAGCUUCGUGCAGUUUAUUCAGGUCCCA
Molecule: messenger RNA, 1496 nt
Organism: Brachypodium distachyon (stiff brome)
Lineage: Eukaryota; Viridiplantae; Streptophyta; Magnoliopsida; Poales; Poaceae
Product: mevalonate kinase
Exons: 6
Coding region: 65-1231 (388 amino acids)
Biological process (GO): isoprenoid biosynthetic process
Cellular component (GO): cytoplasm
Molecular function (GO): mevalonate kinase activity; ATP binding
Source: RefSeq, a predicted model, not a curated record